Messenger RNA from Maylandia zebra (zebra mbuna), 5834 nucleotides. RefSeq names its product kelch-like family member 20 (gene klhl20). Lineage: Eukaryota; Metazoa; Chordata; Actinopteri; Cichliformes; Cichlidae. Gene Ontology annotation, biological process: Golgi to endosome transport; proteasome-mediated ubiquitin-dependent protein catabolic process; protein K33-linked ubiquitination. Gene Ontology annotation, cellular component: PML body; trans-Golgi network. Gene Ontology annotation, molecular function: type II interferon binding. The record is from RefSeq and is a predicted model, not a curated record.
UUACCGAGGAAGAAAAGCUGCGGAGUUCAACAACCGACGGCUUAAAACUGUAAACAUUAAGAGCCUGGCUGACUAAUGUCUGUGGUUGGGAUGGAACUCUAAGGUUAACUUGAAAGUAUAGGACCAAACAUUGUUCUUCAGUGCAUGGAUGCAAAGCCAAUGCGCAGGGCCACCAGCGCACGUCAGGACGCCACUGGAAUGGACAUCACCAGCCGCUGUACUCUGGGGGACCCCAACAAGCUCCCUGAAGGGGUCCCCCAGCCUGCACGCAUGCCCUACGUCUCAGACAAACACCCGAGGCAGACCCUGGAGGUGAUCAACCUGCUGAGAAAACACCGGGAGCUCUGUGACGUGGUGCUGGUGGUGGGUGCCAAGAAGAUCUACGCGCACCGUGUGAUCCUCUCUGCCUGCAGCCCCUAUUUCAGGGCCAUGUUUACUGGAGAGCUGGCAGAGAGCAGGCAGACGGAAGUGGUUAUUCGUGACAUUGAUGAGAGAGCCAUGGAGCUGCUGAUUGACUUUGCUUAUACAUCACAGGUGACUGUAGAGGAGGGGAAUGUCCAGACGCUGCUCCCUGCAGCCUGCCUCCUCCAGCUUGCUGAGAUCCAGGAGGCGUGCUGCGAGUUCCUUAAGAGGCAGCUGGAUCCAUCUAACUGCCUGGGCAUCAGGGCCUUUGCUGACACACACUCCUGCCGCGAGCUGCUCCGCAUUGCAGAUAAGUUCACCCAGCACAAUUUUCAGGAGGUAAUGGAAAGUGAGGAGUUCAUGCUCCUGCCUGCCAACCAGCUCAUUGACAUAAUCUCCAGUGAUGAGUUGAACGUGCGGAGUGAGGAGCAGGUUUUCAAUGCCGUGAUGGCCUGGGUGAAAUACAGCAUCCAGGAGCGAAGACCUCAGCUACCCCAGGUCCUACAGCAUGUCCGCCUGCCACUCCUCAGCCCCAAGUUCCUCGUGGGCACAGUGGGUUCAGAUCCACUCAUCAAGAGUGACGAGGAGUGCAGAGACUUGGUGGAUGAGGCCAAGAAUUACCUGCUGCUACCACAGGAGAGACCGCUAAUGCAGGGUCCCAGAACCCGACCCAGGAAACCCAUCCGAUGUGGAGAGGUCCUUUUUGCAGUUGGAGGUUGGUGCAGCGGUGACGCUAUUUCCAGUGUGGAGCGCUAUGAUCCGCAGACUAAUGAGUGGCGGAUGGUAGCUUCAAUGAGUAAGCGGCGAUGUGGAGUUGGUGUCAGUGUCCUGGAUGAUCUAUUGUAUGCAGUGGGAGGUCACGAUGGCUCGUCAUAUCUCAACUCUGUGGAGAGAUACGAUCCUAAAACCAACCAGUGGAGCAGCGAUGUGGCCCCCACCAGUACUUGUCGCACCAGUGUUGGCGUCGCUGUACUUGGAGGAUAUCUGUAUGCAGUGGGAGGGCAGGAUGGAGUUUCCUGUCUCAACAUAGUUGAAAGGUAUGAUCCCAAGGAGAACAAAUGGACUCGUGUCGCAUCCAUGAGCACCAGGCGACUGGGUGUAGCUGUGGCUGUACUGGGAGGAUUUCUAUAUGCUGUAGGAGGAUCUGAUGGGACAUCUCCAUUAAACACAGUGGAGCGCUACAACCCUCAAGAGAACCGCUGGCACACAGUGUCCCCCAUGGGAACCAGAAGAAAGCACCUUGGCUGUGCGGUCUAUCAGGACAUGAUUUACUCUGUGGGAGGUAGAGACGACACCACAGAGCUAAGCAGCGCAGAGCGAUACAACCCCAGGACCAAUCAAUGGUCUCCUGUAGUGGCAAUGACGUCCAGACGGAGUGGGGUGGGCUUAGCAGUGGUUAAUGGUCAACUGAUGGCAGUUGGAGGCUUUGAUGGCACGACGUAUCUGAAAACUAUAGAAGUCUAUGACCCUGACGCCAACACGUGGAGGUUGUACGGAGGAAUGAACUACCGCCGGUUAGGUGGAGGAGUGGGCGUCAUUAAAAUGACUCACUGUGAAUCCCAUAUUUGGUAAUGCCACCACUGCCCCUCUCCUUCCACACACACUUCUCAUCAGCUGGCGCUUCUUCUGGCUGACUCUUGUGCCUCCAAAAGAAACAUUGUGAACCAGGUGGACAUGUGAGAACCAUGAGGAGGACGGGGAGAUGAGACGACAAUAGAAGGACAAACUUUUGAACUUUACUUCACCCCCAACCCUCAAAUCAAAGUCAUUAACUGACUGACCACGGUCGCCAUGAAGUGCACUGAGAGCGGAAGUCUACCAAGUACCAUUAAGCUUCUAGUUCAGAGAGGACGAACCUUUUCAAAGUUAUUUUCCAAGCGUUGUGGUCUGGAUUUAAACCGGUGCUUACCUUUGGUCAAGAAAGCUGCUGGCAGUGAGUGUCCUCUGAAGAAGUUUAACAGCAGCCGAAAGCCUUGCUCAUCUUCCUUUUGCUUUAUAUGGCAGCCCCCCCUAAACUGCUGCUGCUGACCACCCACCGCCUUCAGUAAGUUUAAAGAACAGACACCCAGUGGGCAAACAUACUUUCUCUUCAUUGUGAGAUUUCCUGGUGAUACAACAUUGCAUACUGACUGUAAGAGCUCAAACUCCCUCAUUCCGUUUGGCAUAGGCUUUGAACCGUACAGCUUUCCUCUGGGCCUCAUGUGUAGCAUUAAUCAGUAACAGUCAGGCAGCUUCCUUCUGAAGGCAUCUGCAUGUUUACUAUGGACACACAGAGGAAAACCAUAUUUUUGGUACUGUAGCUGUUUUUGUUGAUUGAGGUCUUUAAAGAUUUUAUUUGUUUUAUUUAGAAGAAUGUAAUUCACCCCAAGUGGACCGAGACAUCAAAAAUCAACCUCGAAUGUUACUUCAGCACUUCAAAUGAUUAGAUUUGUGCCAUGAAAGGAACUUCUUCUGUUUUUCCCAAAAAGGCUCUCCAUCUUGGACUGUAUUUUCUGGUUAGAGUCGAGACGAGCUUGUGACAGUUGUCCAGAGUAGAACAAGAACUCGUGCUGUCCAAGAUGGUAUAUUUGGAUGAGCUUGUUUUUUGGAAGUUGCCUGGCAUCAAAGACUAGAACAGCUGCACAGCUAUGGACCAAACUACUGGGUCACCUACCAUAAUACCCGUAGGAGCUGCUCAGCCAUAGAGACCUAUGCUAUGAUCUCCUGGCGCACAAUUUUUGUGCUGAGUGUUGGUAACACACCAUGUACCUCAGCACCUGGUGACCUCACUGUGUAGUUUGAUGUGGUCUAACACUCUGAGGCUGCAGUUCCUAAAUGCUUCCAGUUUGGAAUAAGACGACUUGCAGUUGAUUGUGGAAUAUCUGGGAGGGAAGAAACAUUAAACUGGCUUAUUGCAGUGUCAUGCUUAAAUUCAAUAAGCUCUUUAGGAAAUGUUUGUGAAGUCAGACUGCAUGGCUAGAUGCUUGAUUUUUACAACUGCAGCACUAGAACUGGAAACGGCUGAAUUCAACGUUUAAAAAGUGUGGCCCAAUACUUUUGUCCAUGCAGUCUAUUUGACCAGGAAGUAGGAAAACCAGAAAUAGGAAUAGCCAAGGCUAGCUGAUUAGCAAUGGUUGAACAUUCGAAAUAUGAGUAAAGAUGUUGCGUACUAGAAAUUCAAUCACAGAUGGCACAGGCAGCCGUUAAUGUCUACAUGGGGAAAAAAAUUACUUGGGAACACUCGAUGAUGCUUCAUCACACUGCCGGCACCAAGAGUCUUUUGCCAAGAAUUCCAUCUUGUUUGAAUUUAUUUAAGGUUUAAGAACAUGCAUACAAUUUCAGGAAGUUUCCUUGAUUUUGUUCAAUGUGCAGUGUAGAAAGAAAGAAUUGAAGAGCAUUUUAAAUUGCACACACAGAAUGAUGUUGGAGCGCUCUCUGAUGCACAGCAAACAGGGUUGCUUGACUGUACUGGACACUGAGCCCACUGAUCAAAUGUGGACACAGCUGAUUGGCGUGUCUGCGUGUCAUUACAGUAAAGCUCACAGAGAAAUCUGUUCUUUUUAGCCAUAGCCAGUGCAAUUUAAAAAAAAAAUAAAUAAAAUUAGUUCAUUUUAAAAAGAAAUCAUCAUCAUAUUGAAAUAUUACAAACAUUGGAUAGCUUACAGAUGGACCUGUUUGUAAGCCAUCCAACUGAUUCUCUGUGUGACAGCUUUACCACAACUUAUGCUGCACCUCGCAGACUCGCAUAAUGAUGUUGUAAUUAAUUCAAAAUCAGAAAGGACUCUGCUUCUGUAGCCAUACUGUCCCUAAUCACAGAAAUCAGGCGUCUCUCAUGGAAGUGGAGGAGAAAAAAAAAAAAUUGGAGUUCUGUUACCUUCUUUGCAGUCUCUGUUUCAAAACUUCAGAGUUGUGUGAAUAGCCUUUUUAAAAAUGCAGUAAGACAGGAUGGACCACAUGAAUAGAACUGUUAACUAUAAAGUAAUUGCUACGUGCGUAGUAGUGUGACAAUAUAUAUUUGUUUACAGAGCCAUAGGUCCAUUUUUGUUCUGCUUUCAGUUCCCACAUCCUUGCUUUUGUUCUGUCAUCAUACAGUGUAACAGCACCGCCUGCUGGUGGACGCUCAUAAUGCAGCACUUAUACAGAAAAGGGUGAUACAGAUGAGGAGUGGUACAUGGUUGUACAACUGAUCUCUCACAGAGUUUAAAUAGAUGGUGAAAUUUAGUUUUGAAUGAAUCUUCUCCGAAUUUAUUGCACUGUGAUUGGUAAUGUAUUUUAGAUUUUAUCUUUUCUUUUGUUUCUUAAUUAUAUUUUAUAAAGGUGUUUCCAGACAUUGGGAUGGAAAAAAAGAAUCACAGGUCAGCUGGGGAAUCAUACAUUUCAGGCAUCGCUGCCUUGAUGCUGUGCAGAAGCAGUUUUCUUUUCCCACAUGCAACACUACAUGUGUCACAUGCAGCUCAUUACAGCAGCUCUGCACUUUAAACUAUGGAAUCUGAAACAUCCUUUUUUCCUUCUUUUCUUUCUUUUUUUAUUUUUUUUAUUUUUAUUUUAUUUUUUUUAUUAUAAACUAAAAUGUCAUAAGCGAGCGAGUCACAACCUGAAUGUUGGUGUUUUUGUUUUGUUUUUUUGUUUUUUUGUUUUUAAAAUUUAUUUACAUUUUUUUGGGUAGUUUUUGGAUUAUGUUCUCUGCUAACACAGGGGAGGAUUUCAAGAGGCAGAACUGCUGUCUGUUUGUGUAGUUACUCUUUGCAGAGCUCCACUUAAAAAAAAAAAAGAAUGUUUAUGCUUCAGAAAUGCUCACUUGAAAAGAUGAAUCGUUGACCAUUUCAUUAUUUUUUAUUUUUUUAUUUAUUUUUUUUUUGGAUGUUGAAGAAUUGUGACACAUACGCAGUUGCUGAACAACAACUGUUUGCCUGCUUCUUGAAGACUCUUCCAAAAACAUUUUGCUAUUUUCAACUGCCACAGAAUUACAAGGAAAUGCCACUCAGUUUAAGAGUCCAUGCAUCUUAUUACUUUGGUUGUCAUAAUUUUGUUGUAAGAAGCAUGUUUUAUUAUUUAAACCACCCAAUUUUUCAGCUGUGUGACAGCAUGCUUGUUCUAAUGAGUGUUAAGUCCUUGAUUUAUAAACAACUAUGAUUUUUUUUUUUUUUUUUUCAACCUUUUAACGAAGCAGUUAUUGAUGGAAUUAUAAGUACACAAGGCAGACCAAACCUCAUUUUUGGAAAAGAUUUUAGACCAAAGCAAGAGAAAUAUGGUUCCCAGACUGAGUGGUAUUUCUGUCAUAUGUUCUACUAAUGAUGCAUUGUAUUAUAAUUGUCAGCCAGCCUUCAGUCGGUAGCCUUUUGAGAAGCCUCACCCAAAACGUGGUUGUAAUUGCAGAUGUUUGUUUUUGUGUAUCAGCGAGCUGUCUUAGCUCACCAUGUUCACUAUGACAACGAUUAAACUUUUUCCCGGAA